This is a messenger RNA of Pyrenophora tritici-repentis Pt-1C-BFP, 1971 nucleotides long. RefSeq lists its product as uncharacterized. The record is from RefSeq and is a predicted model, not a curated record. Lineage: Eukaryota; Fungi; Ascomycota; Dothideomycetes; Pleosporales; Pleosporaceae.
AUGAUCGAUACAAUGAUCAGACAGGAAGAGGCAGCAGGAAGUUUCACCCUCGAGAUACACAGCAUCAAGUCGCAAAACAGUAUAUCGGCUGCACAAGAUAGCCACGAUGACGGCCCAGUUCAAAAAUUUCGAACUCUAUUGCAUGUACCGAGUACCAUCAGAGUGUCGGUUCUUGCCCCAUCAUCCGACAUAACAUGUAUUGGCCCACUUUCCCAAGAUGCCAUCUUGAAGGGUGGCAACAAGAGAUCCUGCAGAGAAGCUACGGUCGAAAUGAGCGCAAUUCCUAUCAGUUCAAAAGAUCUAUGUGCGGACCCUGAACAGAUCGCGCCAACCGACUCAUACAACAUGAUGCUCAGCGUCGAGUUUACCAGCCGUGGGGACGCCAAGGCGCUUUACAAUUAUCUGGGCGUAGAGACCUCAGAUACAUCUACGUACUUGUCCACAAUAUAUGGUAACAUCCUCGAAUGUCCGCGAGAGAGGGCAAUUUUACCACUAAAAGCCUCGGGAAAGCCAGUCGGUAUCGGGUUAGAAGUCAGCAUGUACUGGAAUACCAUGCCCAAAGAAUCGGUGCUCGCACAAUAUAAUCGACAGUUGAAGAGCACGAUUAAGCCUUCUAUUUCCUACCCAACGCCCCCGCUGGACUUGGAACCGCGUUACAAAUUGACAUUUAUCUAUGGCAAGGAGACUCUCAGACGCUCGGAACUCGUAUGCCUACAUUGCUCGAAACGAAAAGCUUUGGAUAUUCAUGACCUACAAAUGCAUCUCAUCAGUUGGCACGAAUACUUCGACUACAAAGUAACAAAUAAGGGUAUCGACGAAGAUGGUGUGGAGCACUGGCGGUUCCAAAGUGAGGUGGCAGAUCACAGAGCAGACCAAAGACAAAGGGCGAGCUAUCAUGCCGAUAAACCGUGUAAUGUACAGGUCAUCGCACCAGCUCAACCGUUCGAUAAACGGCGGUUUCUGAAGGGAGACGACAGAUUUCAACGAGAAGCUAGAGUGGAGAAAACGAAACCUUCACCCAGUGUCUCUGUAGCACCAAUAUCUACGUCCAGAACACGGAAGACACCAGACGAAGUACAAAGCAGACCUCGAAGAAGGAAGAAGAAAUUCCCAGUACCAGAACCGCCGAAGGGAGUCACAUUCUUCAGAUCGUUCUCCAAGAGGCCACUCGAACCAGGGGAAGAGAUCAGUGAGAGCGAUGACGAACUAGAUAAGGAGUGGAUGACCCAGCUAAAACAUGCCGAAUUUGAAAAGGACAAGAUCCCAGAAGCCGUUAGUCGAUUUCUGAAGAUAUUCGAUGCUUUCAUGCAUGACGAACAUCUACAUUCCAUAUUCCACAUGGGAGAAGCCAUCAUACGAUUCGCGCGGCAACACGGGAGUACAAUGUGGCAAGACACCACCAUGAGCGAAUUCACAAUAAAGCUCGACGAACUACUGGAAGACGACAUCAUCACCAAGGACGUGCAUGCCGCGGCAUUCGAAAUCGUCGAAGCCCAAAAGCCCAACACAGACGCAAACCAACUCUCCCAACGACUAUCCGAACUAGACGUCCAACAGCAAAAAAGACCAAAACUAGACAGAAAGGGCAAAGGCAGAGCCAUCCUUACAGAGACCGGUCAUAUCACCCCCAUCACGGUAGCUGCUGACUCGGACGGCGAUAUAGACAUGGGGGAACCCUCGCCACGCAUACCAUCCGCAAAACACGGAGAUGAAGACACGGACCCCCCAUACGACGAAUGCUACUGCGGCGAAGAUGCAUCAGCAACGCCAGGCGCAUCAGGCAUCAUCGCCUGUAUCAACGUUGACUGCAUACGCCGCCACUUUCACAUCUCCUGCAUUGAACACCGCAGCAAACCACCACCACAGCCACAGUCACAAUCGUGCUUACCCCCCUCAAGCACCGCACCCCGCAUCAAACCAAGAUCCUGGAUGUGCGACGAGUGCAAAGUUUCUUCCAGCGUGUCGAGUUAG